Messenger RNA from Aethina tumida (small hive beetle), 1853 nucleotides. Its product is annotated as nicalin. The record is from RefSeq and is a predicted model, not a curated record. The transcript is spliced from 7 exons. NCBI's taxonomy places the organism in Eukaryota, Metazoa, Arthropoda, Insecta, Coleoptera, Nitidulidae. Gene Ontology annotation, cellular component: endoplasmic reticulum membrane. Gene Ontology annotation, biological process: regulation of signal transduction. The coding region runs from base 41 to 1696 and encodes 551 amino acids.
AAAGUCACGUUCGCUUAUGAUUUGUCUGUAAAUUAACGAAAUGUGGUUAGAGGAAGUAGAGGAAAUAUUUAAGGGUUACUUGCCCUAUUAUGUUUUGGUGUUUUUGCCCAUAUUUAUUAUAGUUUCGCCGGUAAAUCCAGUUUCGGCUUCUCAUGAAUUUCCGGUUUAUAGAAUGCAACAUUAUGAUCUUCAUGGAAUUCCUCACGGUUGUCGAAGUGCCAGCAUCAACUUGGAAGCCAGAUCAUUGACUGGCUGGAGUACCUCGAGGCACUGCGUUGUUACCAAAUUACAACAUCUAACAGUAGAUCAUUUCAAGAACAUAUGUAAUAAGGCUGGCGCCCUUAUUAUUGUUUUACCCCAAGAUAUUGAUAAAUUGAAAGAGGAAGACCGUCAACAAAUAUUACAUCUUGAAAAUGCUAUGUUGGCUGAAGAAGUAAGCAUUCCAGUUUAUUUUUCAAAAUGGACUCCACAAUUGGACAGCAUAACUUAUGAACUCUCCAGCAACAUAGAUACCAAUGACUUGAGUAAAUCAGCGGCUGAAGCAAUUGUAAAUUCUGUAGCUGCUAAUGGCUAUCAAGUUGUUGUGUCUACAAGUAGCCCAGUGCUCCGGAAUGAUGUGAAAAUUGCAACAAUUCAUGGUCACCUUCAAGGUUAUAAUAGUGAAGGCAAAAUUCAAACUAUUGCCAUUGUAGCACAUUAUGACAGUUUUGGUAUUGCUCCUGAGCUUUCAUUUGGUGCUGAUUCGAAUGGCUCAGGUGUUAUUGUUUUGUUGGAACUUAUUAGAUUGUUUUCACAUUUGUACAGUGAUCAAAAAACUAGAGGAAAGUACAACAUUUUAUUCAUCCUCUCAGGAGGAGGCAAAGUGAAUUAUGCUGGCAGUAAAAAAUGGCUGGAGGACCAGAUUGAAUCUAGUGAUGGUUCAAUUAUACAGGAUGCCUCAUUUGUAAUGUGCCUUGAUUCUUUGACUUCUGGUGACUCUUUGUACAUGCAUGUUUCCAAGCCACCUAAAGAAGGUUCACCAUCAUCCCAAUUUUAUAAGGACUUGAAGGCGUCAGCUGAAAGGAGGGAUUCUGUCUCAGUUGAGGGUGUCCACAAGAAAAUAAAUCUGGCUGACUCCUUGUUGGCUUGGGAACAUGAGAGAUACAGCAUUAAAAGAUUACCAGCAUUCACCUUAUCAGCUCUUAAGAGUCAUAGAGAUUUGCAAAGGGGAACUAUUUUAGAUACCAGGCAGAGAUUAGAUGUUGAUAAAUUGGAAAGAAAUACCAAAAUAAUAGUUGAAGCAGUGGCUAACUUCAUUUACAAUAUUUCUAAUGGGGAUAUAUUUGGGCAGUCUUUGGAUGUUAAUAGGGAGCAUAUCCAAACGUGGGUCGAUUAUUUGUCGACACAACCUCGCUCCCCGCAAUUAUUAAGUAACAAAGAUAACGCUCUAGUCAACUACUUAAAAGAUAACUUCAUCAAAUAUUUGCGCGAUGUCAAAGUUACACACGGUGUACCUGAUAAGAGAGAUCCGUCGUUCCAAUUCUUUGAAGUGACAAAGGGAACAAUGAAUGUAUAUAGUGUAAAACCAGCAGUAUUUGAUCUUAUUUUAACACUCGCAAUAGUUCUGUACCUGGGAGUUGCCUACCUAUCCAUUUUUUACUUUCCUCAUUUGUAUUCAUUGGCUUGUGCUUUGACUUUGAACAAAAAACAACAGUAGUGCAAAGCAAAGAUGAAUUAAGUUGCCAAAAAUAUUUAUUUGUUUUUUUUAACUGUAAUAAAGAACUGUUUUUGUAGUAUUUAAAUAGGAAAUAAUGAAUAAGUUCAUUGUUGAUUUAUUUAUAUGUAUAUCAGUACAUAAAUAAAAAAUAUUUCAA